GGAAUUCUGUUGAUGACGAGCUUCUCCGUCCGUGGCUAGUAGGAGCUCCUUCACUUGGCCCCGGAGCCUUUGUGUGACCCCGUCAAUAGGACCUGAUAGCUUUCUUGCUGGCAGUGUGACAGGGUUCAGAGUGAUACACGGGGCUGAUUGUUUGUGUGUCUGUCAUUUUCAGGUCUUAUCAGAAAAUACAGUGGACCUUCCCGUGGUUGAUAUGAAUUGUGGACUACAGAUCUAUUGUGGAGAAAUAAACUGGGCAGAAAUAAUAUUGUCACCAGUAUAUGAAGACUAGGAAGAGGCUCUUCACUGUUGUCAUGAAUCUGUGAAAUUAUGUGAAUAGAGACUUUUUCAGAACAAUGGGGGAAAGAGCAAGAAGUACAGAUAGUGAUCAAGAAAGUAAGACCGGCAGACACCACUCCUGUUACUAUUCAUCCGAUUUGGGAACCACACCACAGUCUUCUGGCCAGUCCUCGCCCGCCCCGCCGUCACCUGUAAAUAUUAGGGAGCAAAAUCCUAAAAGACAAGUGUCAGAUAACCAGGGGCAUCACCAAGCCCCUAGGAAACCAAGCCCUAAGGGUGCACCAAACAAAAAGGGAGCCCGAGUGGGAUUUCGUUCCCAAAGCCUCAACAGAGAGCCACUCUGGAAAGAUCCUGAUCUUGUGACAAAACGGGUUCUUUCUGCAAGAUUGCUAAAAAUCAAUGCAUUACAGAAUGAAGUGUCUGAACUCCAGGUCAAGUUAGCUGACCUGUGGAAAGAAAAUAAGGCUUUGAAAAGGAUUCAGUACAGACAGGAGAAAGUCCUGAAUAAAUUUGAAGAUGCAGAAAAUGAAAUCUCACAACUUAUAGCUCGUCAUAACAAUGAGAUUACAGCCCUCAAAGAACGCUUAAGAAAAUCUCAAGAGAAAGAACGGGCAACUGAGAAAAGGGUGAAAGAUACAGAAAGUGAACUAUUUAGGACAAAAUUUUCCUUACAGAAACUGAAAAAGAUCUCUGAAGCCAGACACCUACCUGAAAGAGAUGAUUUGGCAAAGAAACUAGUUUCAGCAGAGUUGAAGUUAGAUGACACCGAAAGAAAAAUCAAGGAACUAUCGAAAAAUCUUGAGCUGAGUACUAACAGUUUCCAACGGCAGUUGCUUGCUGAAAGGAAAAGGGCAUUUGAGGCUCAUGAUGAAAAUAAAGUUCUUCAAAAGGAGCUACAACAACUGUAUCACAAAUUAAAGGAAAAAGAGAGAGAACUGGAUAUAAAAAACAUAUAUUCUAACCGUAUGCCAAAGUCCUCUCCAAAGAAAGAAGAAAAAAAUUCAUCAAGAAAAAAUGCUGCAUGCCAGAGUGAUUUUACAGACCUGCAUACCAAAGGAGUACAAACCACUGAAGAGUCUGAACUAGAAGAAUUCCCUGUAACACCAGAAACAACUAUGUGUUAUGAAAACAAAUGGGAUGAACCGGAACAUCUUACCCUGGACCUGGAAUCCCAAGAGCAAGAUGAACACAAAGCAGCACAGAUUCUAAACCCAAUUGUGGAAAAAGAAGAAAAACACUUUAAAGAUCAAGGCCUGCAUAUUGUAAAACAGGGGGUUGAGAAGCUGGAGGAUGAAUGGGAAAGAGAAGAACUUGAUAAAAAGCAAAAAGAAAAGACAUCUUUACUUGAGAAAGAAGAAAGUCCAGAAUUGGAAACUGGAAGGUACCAAAUGGGAAUGUAUCACAUUCAACAUAUUGAUAAAUUAAGAGAAGAGGAAGAAGAACAACUCAAGACUGAAAUGCUGCUUGCUAAACUGAGUGAGAUUGACAGAGAGUUCCAAGAUCCCUGUAAUCUAAAAUGCCCUCCUUUACCAUUAAUACCUGAUUUGGAAUCAAAACUGCACUCAGAGAAAAACCCAAAAACGUACGCGUUCUCUGAAGCCUCAGAGAAAUUCUCUAAUGGGCAUCAUUUGCAAGACAUCAGUUUUUUACCUCCGAAGGGAGAGGGCCAGAAUGCAGCAAGUUUCAGAAGUCCAGCCUCUCCAAAUGAGUUUUCAUCUGGUAGCUAUGUGCCUUCAUUUGCAAAAACAUCAGGGAAGUCAAAUCCAUUUAGGCAAAAAAGUGACCUUUGUGAUUUUCCAAAAACCAGUGUGGACGCGCUUAGUAAAGACACUAUAGAUUCAACUAUAAGAAAAGAGAAAAAAGCCAGCCUCAUGGAACAGCUGUUUGGUACCUGCAGUAGCAAUGCCGUUUCCUCUAAAAGCGGUGACCCAAAUUCUCUGGCUGCCAGCAAAGGAGACUUUGAUCCUCUCGGUUUUCUCCCUAGUGAUAAGGGUAAAGGCAGUAGAGACAGAGAAUGUGACCAAGAUGAAGACUUUUUCCUUGGUGAAGGAAGAAAUUUUAAUCCAAAUAGACAGCGAUUAAAACAUGCAAACAACAAAACGGCAGUCAAAGUGGUGGAUUCUGUAGACGACGACAUUGAAGAAGUGGCACUGAGAUGACUGACUAGAGCUUACAUUUUUCCUCUGACUGUAAAUAUUAAAAUAUUUUAUAUAAUAUUUAUUAUAAAAAUUAAACUUUUUCAUGUUAAAAAGUCCUUAAUAAAGAAUGAUUUUUAGUAGCUCAAUUAAAAAGAAACAGCAGAUCUACACUUCUUAGCUAGUUUGCCAAGAAUGGAGGAGGCUUUUUUUUUUUUUCCGGAAUGAAACAAAAUACAGACUGUUUAGUCAGGUUUGCUGUUGCUGAGACACAGUACUGGACACCCACAACCUAGAGGUUUAAGUUGGCUCGGGAGUCACAGUUCAGGGGACGCAGUCCAUGGUCAGAUAGCUCCAAGGUAGUUUCCAAGGUAGAAGGGCGUGGUGGAGUAAAGCUACUUUAUUCACUCCAGCUAAGAAGCAAAGCGAUGGCUCCAGAGGGGCAGGGGCGAGAGACCACAUAAAGACCCCACAGUCACACUUCCAUGACCCACCCAGACAUCGAAAGAAUUGGACUCGCCAAUCCCCUGGGCAGUUGCCAAGCCAGUCAAACGUAAUUACUCCAGAGAUGUCUUAUCAC
Messenger RNA from Fukomys damarensis (Damara mole-rat), 3012 nucleotides. RefSeq names its product lebercilin LCA5 (gene Lca5). The record is from RefSeq and is a predicted model, not a curated record. The transcript is spliced from 8 exons. Lineage: Eukaryota; Metazoa; Chordata; Mammalia; Rodentia; Bathyergidae. Bases 354 to 2456 code for a protein of 700 amino acids. Gene Ontology annotation, biological process: intraciliary transport. Gene Ontology annotation, cellular component: axoneme.